CAGUGCGUGUGGUUGUAUGGAGAAGAACGUCAGAAUAACUCGCAACUUUUUGUCGUACUUCAGCGUAAUUUAAAACCAUUUAUUCGCACGAUCUAAUGAUAUGCACAUCUGAUAUAUGGAUUAAUUAAUUUACGAAAGAAUUGGUGCGAAUCAGGAGUUACACGCAUAAAUGGACUCGACAGAUAUACCUUCUACCAUACCAGUCAAUGAAAACAUUGUAAAUGACAAACCAGUCUGCAUCCACUGGUUCAGGCAUGGUCUGCGUCUUCACGACAAUCCCGCCCUUCUUGAUGCAGUAGAGGACUGUGGCGAGUUGUAUCCAAUCUUCAUUUUUGAUGGUGAAGUGGCAGGCACUCGUACAGCAGGUUAUAACCGGAUGCGUUUCCUAUUGGAGAGCCUGCAUGACCUGGAUGACCACUUCAGCAAUGAGGGUGGACGUCUGUUCGUCUUCACGGGAAAUGUGCUAACAACACUAUCUAAUCUGUUCAAGGAAUGGUCAGUUUCAAAGCUGACGUUUGAUGCGGACGUGGAAGCGAUCUGGCACGAGAGGGACACACAAGUGCGGCGUCUCUGUGAGAAGUACAAUGUUGAAUGUGUCGAGAAGGUCUCUCAUGUACUCUGGGAUCCUGAAGAAAUUUUAAAGAACAACGGCGGCACUCCCCCACUGACCUACUCCCUGUUCAAUCUAGUAGCGACGGCGGUAGGUGACCCCCCGAGGCCGGUAGAUGCCCCUGACCUAUCAAAAGUCACUUUCAACGUUAAAAGCGACCAUGAAAAAUUGUUUGGCAUUCCUGAUUCCGCCUCACUUGGUGUGUUUGCUGAGAGUGAAGAACAGAAUCAGCGCUUUAAUAUCUGGACAGGUGGUGAGUCAAAGGCUCUGGAACUGUUCCAGUACAGAAUGAAGGUUGAGGAGAUGGCGUUCAGUUGUGGUAAUGUGAUGCCGAAUCAGGCAUUUCCAAACAUUGCAGGGCCUCCACUCAGUAUGAGUGCCCAUCUGAGGUUCGGAUGUCUCUCCAUACGUAAAUUAUACUGGGGCCUCAGGGAUGCUUAUCUGAAGCUAAACCCAGGGAAGGCAUUCACAGUAUCUGCGAUCGGUCAGCUGAUGUGGCGGGAGUACUUCUACAUGAUGUCUGUGAACAACAAGAACUACGACAAGAUGGAAAGCAACCCAAUCUGCCUGAACAUUCCCUGGUAUGAGGAUAAGGAAAAACUGAGGAGAUGGGAACAGGGAGAGACAGGUUACCCAUGGAUUGAUGCGAUCAUGAAGCAGCUGAAAAACGAGGGCUGGAUUCACCAUGUGUGUCGUCACGCGACAUCCACGUUCCUAACCCGCGGGGAUCUCGGACUCUCUUGGGAGGAUGGACUAAAGGUGUUUGACAAGUACCUGAUUGAUGCUGAUUGGUCAGUUAAUGCUGGAAACUGGAUGUGGAUGUCUAGUUCCGCAUUUGAGAAAGUUCUCCAGUGUCCAAAGUGUUUUUGCCCUGUGCGGUAUGGACGCAAGAUGGACUCUAAUGGCGUCUAUGUCAGACGUUACCUGCCAGUGUUGAAGGACAUGCCCAUACGUUACCUUUUUGAGCCUUGGAAGGCCCCAAGGUCGGUCCAGGAGAAGGCUGGCUGUAUUAUUGGCGUAGACUACCCGGAGCCCAUGGUGGACCACAGAAAGGCUUCCAAGGAUUGCUACAACAUGAUGAGCGAGGUCAAGAUGAAACUGGCAGCCUCAGGCAAAGAAUUAGAGCACUGUGGUCCAGCCAACUCUGACGAGGUUAGCAAGUUUGUCUGGCUGCCCGGGACACACAAAGGAAACUGCUCCUCGGGCAAUGAGGAGCUAAGCGAAGCAAUACUCUGUGACGGACUCAUGGGAAUGAGCCCACAGAUGAAACGGGGGCCUGGCAGGUGUGGCGGGGAUGAUUCCAACUAAAUAGAGGUUACCUGUAUUGCUACUGCAGUGAGCUCCGGAAUGUUGAGAGAGAAUUGCUGGGUGUUUAAGGAUAUGAUGGAGGUUGCGAUGGAGAGUUUUUAAAAACAGAAUUGGAUUAAGUUGUGAAAUUAGGGUGCAAAUAUUUUUAAAAUGAUGUUUAAUGCAGACAACAUUUCAUGAUCUCUCUUUAAUUAUUACUCAGGGAAAAUAUCUGUACAUCUCCUUUAGUUAACUCUUUAUUGACAUUUCCGUCUUCUGGUGAUUGGCAACAUAUUUGGCUAUCUUUUACAUUUUCACUUCAUUUCCAGUAUGACAUCAUUCCAUCAUUAUACAUCUAUCCAAUGUCUUAACAUUUUACAUUAGAACUCUUUUAUUCGAAUUUUGAAAAAUCCUCUUUGUUGAAACAUUAAUUAACUGAGUUAACUGCAGAAUUUGGAUAAAUAAUCUAUUUUAGUUUAUUAUAAUUUACUUAUUCCUAAUUGUGAUAAACUUAGUGAAUGCAAUCAUGCAAAUUUUCUUGGGUUUGAAAGCUAGCCGUAUAGUUUUCAUACAGCAUGAAGCAACGAAAAAUGUGAUAGUUACAUAAGUAUUAUAUCUUCUGUUUAAACGAUUAUUGCUCUUUUCAUUUUUAUUUUGUAUGUUGUUGUUGUUUUGAAUUAAAGUGGAGAUAUUGUCAUGGAAAGGGGAUAUUGUCACCUUGUCAACAUGUGCGCAGCCAUAGAAUCUCUUGGUCAUAUUGUUAUAGAAUUAUCAUCCCUAUGCCUAUACUAUAGAUUUUGUAAUUCAAUCUUGAUUAUAUUUCAGUUUUUGAAGACACAGCUUCAAAAACAACAAUUGUUUCAUAAAUAUGCUUUAUGAUAAUUAUGUAUCAGUUAUCAUUAAUAUUUUGAAUUUUAUGUGAUAUUUCAUAUGCAAGCUUAUUAAAUUUUUUACAGUUUUACCUAUUUUGUCACAUAAUUAUGCAAUGCUGCUGAGUUUGGUCAAAUGACCACGGGAAAAUAUAGUAAUACGUAUUUCUCAAUAGCAAGGUGAUUUGGCCUUUUAUGAUCUUUUUUUUUAAAUUUCAAACACAUGAAAUUGGUGAACGGAAGAAAACAUAAAAUAUUAUUGCAACAAAAUAUAAUUUCAUUUUCUUACAUCUUAUUAAAUCUGAUGGGGCAUUCUGCAAUAUUUCAUUUCACUGAUGAUAUCACGCUUCUUUACAUAUUUCGAAAGCAUUUAUUAUUUUUUAACCCAUAAUGUAGGGUGUAAUUUAAAAUUAUAUUGUUAUGUACUAUAUGUAUAUUCUUUGUUGUACACGUGCCUUGGCCGGUAUUGAAUAAAA
Messenger RNA from Mya arenaria, 3242 nucleotides. RefSeq names its product cryptochrome-1-like. NCBI's taxonomy places the organism in Eukaryota, Metazoa, Mollusca, Bivalvia, Myida, Myidae. Gene Ontology annotation, biological process: circadian regulation of gene expression; entrainment of circadian clock by photoperiod. The transcript has 12 exons. Bases 170 to 1918 code for a protein of 582 amino acids. Gene Ontology annotation, molecular function: DNA binding; FAD binding. The record is from RefSeq and is a predicted model, not a curated record. Gene Ontology annotation, cellular component: nucleus; cytoplasm.